AUGAGCGUGGAUUACAUCGAAUACUGCGAUUACACACCAGACAAUGAAACCGAAGCGGACAUCAGUGUCUUUGGCGCGCUGAACAAUGCCAGUCACCAUGCGUCUUUGACUCCAUUCCUGGUCGCCGUCAACAUCUUGGUCUGCGUGGUGGGCCUGGCAGGGAACUCUGUGGUUAUCUGGAUCUGCGGAUGGAAGAUGAAAAGAACGGUCGUCACCAUUUGGUACCUGAGUUUGGCCAUAUCCAACUUGUUGUUCUGUGCCCUCUUGCCUCUGGAGGUGGUCUACAUGCUCACCUCGCAUUGGCCUUUCGGGCUGGUGAUGUGCAAGUUGACAUCAUCGGCGCUGUUCCUCAACAUGUACAGCAGCGUUUUCCUCCUGGUUCUGAUCAGCGCCGACCGAUGUGUGGUGGCGACAUUCCCAGUGUGGUCGCGGAACCACCGCACGGUUCGCGGGGCCUUUGCAGUUGUUGCGCUCGUGUGGGGCAUGGCUGCGCUCCUCACUCUGCCCUCACUUAUUGUCAGGCAGACCACAGUCCGAGGAGAUGUGAUCUCGUGCCGCGUGAUCUACGCAGAUCCGUCCAGGCACAAGGCGGUGGCGCUAACCCGCUUCACGUGCGGAUUCCUCGCACCUUUUGUGGUGAUCGUGCUGUGCAGCUCGGUGCUGGUUGCAAAGCUGCGCGGGAUGAGCGUCAGGUCCACCAAGCCCUACAAAAUCAUGGCGGCACUCAUUUCCUGCUUCUUCAUGUGCUGGGUUCCCUACCACACUUUUGUUCUCCUGGAGUUGGACGUGAAGAGACUCAGCCAGGACAGUCUUCAGAUUGGGAUAAAAGUCGGGGCUACUCUGGCGGCGGCAAACAGCUUCCUAUCGCCUAUUCUCUAUGUCUUCAUCGGGAACGAUUUCAGCCAGAUCUUAAAGAGCUCGCUAAUGCAAAGGUUGGAGUCGGUCAUGGCGGAUGAUUUCCGGACAGUACGUUCACAAUCGGUGCAAAACAUGCAAAACUUGUGA
Molecule: messenger RNA, 1005 nt
Organism: Nerophis lumbriciformis (worm pipefish)
Lineage: Eukaryota; Metazoa; Chordata; Actinopteri; Syngnathiformes; Syngnathidae
Source: RefSeq, a predicted model, not a curated record